AUGGCGUCCUCUUCCGGGUCCAAAGAGCCCACAACCGCAUCGCUGCUGCUCUCGACGCUCGGCGCCUACUCGGAUCUCGCCAAGCACCUCUUUGCAUCCAUCGAGAAUGCGUCGCAGCAAAAGACGCGGACGAUCACCGACACUGCGGCCGACAAGUCGUGGAAGCUGCGCGGUGUUUCGGACGUGCUUGCAGCGUUGCGCGAGGUGGACGAGCUGCUGGCACAGCGCAUCCAGCUCGCGCACGUGCACGCCGCCAACCAGGCGACCAUCGAGCAGCUGCAAGCCAAGGCGAGGCGGCGAGACCGCGACACACGCCACGCCAUCCUCGAGCUGAGCAACAUCAACGCCGAGCUCGCCGAGAUCACACGGCUGUCCGAGGACGAGCUGGCAUCGAUCGCGCGCGCGGCCGAUCGACCUGUGGGCCACGCCACCCUGCUCACAUAUGCCCAGAGACUAGCCAAGUACACCUCGGCACCACCAGGAUACAAGCUGCCUCAAGUCGCAUCGACAUCGACGACAGUGAAAUCAGAGCCAACAAAGGCCGAACAGGCUGGCGCCGAAGACGGAGAUGCGCAGGCAGAGGAGAUUGCGCUAGGACCCGACUACAAUCAGUACGCCAAAAAGGCAGCGGCUUACUACGAUCCGGCCAUACCAUCCAUGCCGCAAGAGAUGCCGUUCCCUUCGGACGCCAUGAUGCGACAGGGCAUCCUCAACAGUGCCGACAUGCUCGCCGGCGCUCCCAUGGCCGAACAGCCCGCCGAGGACAUCGCCAUGGACGAACACGACGAGCUGCCCGUGGCUGACUUUGCCGCUUCCUACUCGCACCUCCGCGAACAGCAGCACAAACAGGACGAGGACGAAGACGCCUUCGACCUCGACCUCAAUUAA
This is a messenger RNA of Moesziomyces antarcticus, 888 nucleotides long. RefSeq lists its product as uncharacterized. The record is from RefSeq and is a predicted model, not a curated record. NCBI's taxonomy places the organism in Eukaryota, Fungi, Basidiomycota, Ustilaginomycetes, Ustilaginales, Ustilaginaceae. Gene Ontology annotation, molecular function: transcription coregulator activity. Gene Ontology annotation, cellular component: mediator complex; core mediator complex. The transcript has a single exon. The coding region runs from base 1 to 888 and encodes 295 amino acids. Gene Ontology annotation, biological process: regulation of transcription by RNA polymerase II.